This is a messenger RNA of Cynara cardunculus var. scolymus (artichoke), 1164 nucleotides long. RefSeq names its product histone-lysine N-methyltransferase ATXR6. Bases 40 to 1107 code for a protein of 355 amino acids. NCBI's taxonomy places the organism in Eukaryota, Viridiplantae, Streptophyta, Magnoliopsida, Asterales, Asteraceae. Gene Ontology annotation, molecular function: protein binding. The record is from RefSeq and is a predicted model, not a curated record. The transcript is spliced from 6 exons.
CACCUCUUCACUCCCUCUAGAUUCCCACCUUCGUAAACGAUGGCUUCUGCGCCAAGAGUGGUAGCUAGACGGAGGACCCAAGCUACUAAUUCCAUCCGAUCUUCAUCUAGGAAAAGAUCGAAAUCUAAGAGCGCAGAUGAGUUCGAGUACGACGAUACAAGAUGUGAGGAAUGUGGGUCGGGUGACUUUGGAUCGGAACUCCUACUCUGCGACCAGUGUGACCGAGGGUUUCACUUGUUUUGCCUCAGACCUAUUCUUGCUUCUGUUCCAUCGGGGUCAUGGUACUGUCCAUCUUGUUUCGCUAAUCGCAAGACCAUUGCAAGAUUCCCGUUGGUUCAAACCAAAAUUGUCGACUUUUUUCGCAUUCAAAGGACCUCACAGUCAAGUGAAAAAGUUUGCCAAGAUGCCCGUAAGAAAAGGCGAAGGACAAGUAGCCUAGCAACAUCAAAGAAAAAAAGAAGGCUAUUGCCCUAUAGUCCAAGUGAGGAUGCUGCAAGAAGAUUGGAACAAAUGGCAUCACUAGCAACAGCAUUGACAGCAACAGGAGCUGAGUUCAGUAAUGAGCUCACAUAUAUUCAUGGCAUGGCUCCUAAGCUAGCAAACUGUCCUGCUUAUGAGAAGGGGGGAAUGCAGGUUUUAUCAAGAGAAGACAAUGAGGCUCUGAAUCUAUGCAAGAGUAUGAUGGGAAAGGGAGAGUGCCCACCUCUUAUGGUUGUUUUUGAUCCUGUGGAAGGUUUCACUGUAGAAGCUGAUAAAUUUAUUAAAGACUUGACAAUAAUCACUGAAUAUGUUGGAGAUGUUGAUUACUUGGAACGUCGAGAAAAUGAUGAUGGAGAUAGUAUCAUGACUCUACUUUGUGCUGCUGAUUCAUCAAAAAGUCUUGUAAUUUGUCCUGACAAACGCAGCAAUAUUGCUCGAUUCAUCAAUGGCAUUAAUAAUCACACACCAGAAGGGAAAAAGAAGCAGAAUUUGAAGUGUGUGAGAUUUGAUGUAGAUGGUGAAGCAAGGGUGUUGCUGAUAGCAAACAGAGAUAUAUCAAAGGGAGAGAGAUUGUACUAUGACUAUAAUGCAUAUGAACAUGAGUACCCUACCCAUCAUUUUGUAUGACCCUGACCCUCUCCCCCUAUUUUUGUUAUAUACAUUGAGUUUAACCACCACCACCAC